CUUGGGCCCGUCCCAAUGCUCUCCAUUUGCCUGUAUAAAAGCGAUCGGAGCGAUGCUGGGCAACAGUCAGAGACAUUCCGUAAGAAGAACAUGAAACUUCUAGCAGCUGUUCUGUUUGCAUGCGUGGCAACACUUGCGCUGUUGCACAGCGUUUACGGUACACCGGUGCCGCCGGCGAAUCCAGAAGCGUCCGCUGCCAAUGCCAAGCCAGCAGCCAAUCCAGAAGCCAAUCCAGCAUCCAGUUCAGCGCCAAAUCCAGUGGCAAAUCUAAAGGAGCCAGCUGCCAAUCCAGCGCCAAAUCAAACCGAUUUGCUGCUCAAUGAUGAGCUCUUAGGUACCACAGCGGACACCUCCAAUCCACCAUACCGUGUCAGUCUACAGGAUGCCGAUGCGAAGGAUGCAGCUCCAGUCGUAGUCCACAGCUUAGCUCCAAGCAGCAGCAAUUUGCCAGGAAAUGCCGCCUAUCCAAGUCAGGCUGCUCCUUCUGUAGAUGCGGCUCCCAAUUUGAAUGAAGUCGGUGCCGAUGGUGCAGCCGACCAGCAGGUCUUGGUUGUCUAAGGAAGCGAGCAAUAAGCAGCGUCAGGUAAAUGCACACUACCACAUGCAAAGCUAAAGCGCACACAUACUUAUAUAUACAUACAUUCAUAUAUAUAUGUAUACCCUAAUAUAUAUACAUUAUGUAUUCGAAUCAGCAUGAGCAAUAAAUAAAUUGCAUUUGAAAACAAA
This is a messenger RNA of Drosophila mojavensis, 726 nucleotides long. RefSeq names its product transcriptional regulatory protein AlgP. Bases 16 to 558 code for a protein of 180 amino acids. The record is from RefSeq and is a predicted model, not a curated record. Lineage: Eukaryota; Metazoa; Arthropoda; Insecta; Diptera; Drosophilidae. The transcript has 2 exons.